Vigna unguiculata (cowpea) is the source of this 1185-nucleotide messenger RNA. RefSeq names its product F-box/kelch-repeat protein At3g23880-like. NCBI's taxonomy places the organism in Eukaryota, Viridiplantae, Streptophyta, Magnoliopsida, Fabales, Fabaceae. Gene Ontology annotation, molecular function: protein binding. The record is from RefSeq and is a predicted model, not a curated record.
AUGUCUUCUCCUCAGAAUAGUUGUGUUCUCUCCCAAGAUAUGAUCAUGGAAAUUUUGUCGUGGCUUCCUGUGAAGGAUCUCCUGCGAUUCAAGUGCGUUUCAAGAUGGUUCCACCAUCUUGUCACAAAUCCUGCAUUUGUGAAACUUCACCUUCAAAGGUCUUCAAAAAACACUCACAUCCUAUUGACCUUUGAAGACUGGGACAAAAGAAGGGAUUAUGCCAUAGUUUGUCCUGUACAAGAUUUAUUUGACAACCCAUCAUCCACCCUUCAAACUUUACAUCACAAACAUCUCCCAUUCAACCGCAGUUACGCUAUCUUGGGUGCCUGCAACGGCUUGGUAUGCUUACAAGAUUCUUGUUUUGAAGAUAAAUUUAAAGAAUACUGGUUUCGGAUUGGGAAUCCAACAACAAGGGUCAUGACUAAAGACUCUCCACAUAUUCGUCUUAAUCUCAGCGAUUAUAAACAUCCUUUCAUGUUUGGAUUUGGGUAUGAUGAAUGGAAUGACACCUACCAAGUUGUGCUAUUGGAUAAUAAUAAGAAUCAAUCGCAGAAACUGGAAGUAAGAGUUUGUUGUUUAGGAGAUACUUGUUGGAGAAAUACUUUAACUUGUGAUGCUGUUGCCCCUAUGAUUGGGCUUCAAAGUCAUGGAACUUGUGGUGCUUUUGUGAGUGGGACUUUAAAUUGGUUAGUAUAUCCCAAAUCCCGCUGUAGUGAUGAUGAUGAACGAGGAGGAACUAAAAUGAACGAGUUAGAAAUAUUUUGUUACGAUCUAAAGAAGAAGACUUGUAGUUAUUUUUCUAUGCCAGAUGGCAUUUUAGAAGUCCCUCCUUUUGACACUGAGCUUAAGGUUUUGAAUGGUUGUUUGUGUCUUUCUCAUCAUCAUGAUGAUAAUUUUUUUGUGUGGCUAAAGAGGGACUUCAGUGAUGAAAAAUCUUGGUCAAAGUUGCUGAAUUAUAAGAAUCGUCCUUCAACUUGUUAUUGCUGUCGACAUUACAUGGAAAUAAUUUGUAUCCGUGAGAAAGAUGAUGUUGUGCUGCUUGCAGAUACAGGUUUGCAAGCAGAAUUUACCUUGUGCAAUAUCAGAGACAAUAGAAUAAAGGUUCGCGAAAUUUAUAACGAGAACAAACAGUCUCUUUUCUCUUAUGAUUAUGUUCAGAGCUUGGUUUUUCCGUGUAGGAAUUAA